AGCCUAUGGGUACACUCGCAAUGGCCACAAUCAUUGACAUGAAUGAGGAGGCCCGUUCUAUUCACUCUAUUUCUAUGGGCUACACACCAUCAUAAACACAGGAGGAGUUUGGCUCGACACAGGCAUGCUCUGGUCUCCACAGCAUGGGGAAGGAUACUUGGAUAAGGCAGGAAUGAGAGAAGGUCUUACCUCCCUUGGAAUUGUAGUGCUUUACUGGAAGGUCCUUAGUCGGCAGGGGAAUGCACAGAGAGACAAAGACGGUAGGAGAGGGAGGAGGAGUGGAGAUGUCAAUGUGACACAGUGGAGAAAAGAAAGUGACACAGCAGAAAAUGACUGGGUGAGCUUCCAUGAAGAGGAGAAUGUAAGUCUUUAAGAGGCAACAGUAAAUGUACACAGUUAAUUGAAUCAGUGAUUCAUUAAAAUGUGAAAUAUGUGCAUUUGGUAAAAGAGAGCAAAGGAGAGAGACAGAAAGAAGAACAUUAGCCAGAAGAAAGAGAGAGGAAAACAAAAAGUCAAGGAACCCUUGGUGAGUGAACAGUCACCCAGUCCCUAGAUAGAUCCUUCAACAGUAUCUCAUCAUGGUGAACCUGGACCUGAGGUCUCUCACCCUGCCGGUGGGCAUCAUCCGUAUGUUGGAGGUGGUCCUCACCUGUAUCACCUUCAGUCUGGUGGCCUCGGCAGGCCAUGUGCUCUCCACACACUGGGACUGGUGCAUGUUCACCUGGUGCUUCUGCUGCUUCUUCUCCCUCUUCAUCCUCAUCAUGGAGUUCACCCGCUUCAGCGCCAAGGUGCCCAUCUCCUGGGAUGACUUCACCACGGCCUUCGCCGUGCUGGCCGCACUAAUGUGUUUCACCUCCUCCGUCAUCUACCCCACCUUCUUCACCUGCCCCACCUGCUACCGCCAGAUUGCCGCCACCGUCAGCUCCCUACUCUGUUUCGGAGUGUACUUCGGCGAGGUGGUGUUGGCCCGCCUCCGGCCCGGAGGUGAGAUCAGUGGCUUCCUGUCCACUGUCCCGGGCCUCCUGAAGAUCCUGGAGACUCUGCUGGCCUGUAUUAUCUUUACGUCGCUAGAUCCGGCAAGGUUUUUGUUUCAUCCGGGACUGCAGUGGUGCGUGGCGGUUUAUUCCCUCUGCUUCAUCUUCGCACUCGUCAUCAUCUUCCUCACCGUCGGUCAGCUGCUGUCGCUCUUCCCCUUCUCGUUUGACAAACUGCUCACGGUCUAUAAUAUUCUGGCCACCAUGAUGUACAUGACUGCCACGGUCAUCUGGCCGCUGUAUAGUUUCGAGAACAACCCCCGGCCCGUUCCGUGUUCCCCCUGUCCCUGGGACAAUCUGGUUGUGGUGACGUUCAUGACCGUGAUCAACCUGGUGAUCUAUAUUUUGGAUACGAUCUACUCGAUAAAGGUGGUCUUCUUCACAUUGGAUGAGGAAUAGGCCAGAUUCUCAGGAACCUUCACUCCAACUUUUCCAGAACCGGUCAAUGACUGACACACUAUCAUAUUGCAUGGAGAAAAUACUGUUUACUGAAUAAGACACUCCAGCACGUUGGUCAUCUUGAUUCUCCACAUAUGGUUGAAAAGAUCCAUUUCAUUUCUAGAGAAUGAAGAGUUUAUUUUCAAAUCAAUGACUGAGAGCUUGGAAGAAGAACAUUUGCAGAACGUUGGCAGGACAUUUGUUGAUGUCUUUUGCCUCAGACAUGUGGAAGAUAUUUAGUUAUUCCUAUAACACUGUAAAUGAACUCUUAUUGCAGAUGAGGAUUCUACAGACAAGGACACACUGUUUAUCACUUGUAGCUAUUAAAGUGUGCAGUAGGAAGCUGAGUUAAUGAUUGAUCUUAUCGAUUUCAUAGAAAUUAAAAACGACAAAACUUUGGAUCCUGAUGCAAAUACAAUAUGAAUGUCUAAUUCCGUUGGGCCAAAGGCACUAGCAGCAAUAUAGAUUCUGCCAAUUGCAAAGGACUGUGAUCUUAUAUUCAUGUUGACCACUUCUUUCUUGGUUGUUAGACAUGUUCUCUUGUUGUACUGCUAGUUGGCUCACUAACUGCCAGAUAGUUGAUUACCUGCUGAAGUGCUAUGUGGACUGCACACUAAAAACAAAUGGUUCUACAGUAUAUAGUGCCAAUUAAUAGUUAUUUGGCUCAUAACAAUAGUGUAUCCUAUUUUGGUACUAUAUAGAACCCUUUUUUGAAGGUUCUAUAAAGAACCAUGUUCACAAGGUUAUAUAAAUGGAACUAUUAUGGUGCUAUAAAGAAACCUUUCCUAAGGUUCUAAAAAUAACUUUAAAAAAAGUUCUACAUAGCACCAAAAAGGGUUCCGCUAUCAUUACAACCCUUUUUGGUGCUAUAAAGAACCCUUUUUAAUGGUUAUUUAUAGAACCUUUAUGGCGAAUGGUUAUAUUAAAUUAAGAACCUUUCUCAAUCUCAAAGGUUGUACAAAGAACCCUUUGAAGAACCAGAAAGAGAUAUUUAUUCUGGUUAGACAUAAACUGUUAAAAUUCCAUAGGUGUUGUUGAAUCAGGUGUGGUAGCUCUGGAACAGCUGGGGUUCUCUGAGGAGAGAAUUGAGAACUGCUGGUUUAGGUAUUUUUAAAAGACUGGAGUUGGAAGGGGACUCAACUCAAGAACUGAUCUUUCAUUAUGAUGUUGACCUUUUCUUGCAAGCCCAUAGAAUAGGGAGAGGUAAUCAGAGAAAGUUUGUGUACAGGACAGGGGACCUUCUCCAUUGAAGUGUACCAUCUUUCAGAUGCAGACAUAGGGUGUGUUCAAAAUGUCCAGUAGUGCACUAUAUAGGGAAUAGGGUGCCAUUUCGGAAGCAUCCAUAGACACUUCAUUCUGUCUGCUUUUGAAUGGGCUUGACGAUUAUAUCCUCAAAUUCAUGAAAACACAGUCAUGUAAGAUAUAUAAAAACUGAUAUUUGUGUUUGUGGAUUAAUUUAUUUGUGUUAGAUGCCUUUCAUUAACCUCUAUGGGAUCGGUGACCCACCCUCAGGAUGGUUGAGUUAACGUGCGCUAAUGUGAUUAGCAUGACAUUGUAAGUAACAAGAACAUUUCCCAGGACAUAGACAUAUCUUCUUUUCCUUUCAAAUAUGCAUAUCCUUGCUUCAGGUCCUGAGCUACAGGCAGUUAGAUUUGGGUAUGUCAUUUUAGGCAAAAAUGUAAAACAAUUUGCCUACAAAAUACUUGCAUAGCGUAUAGCAAUGAUUGACAACCAAAAUCUACUGCAACAUGCUAACAAUAGAGAUGUGUGAAUGAUUAAUGACACACGUGAACCUUUGUUCCCUCUCAGCUCACUGUAUGAUUGAACCAGAGAGUGUGGGACAAGGGCUGUGCAACUCAAACAAAUGUUUAGAUAUAUAUAGAUUGUGUAAAAUGUAUCAUUAAGAAAAGGGAAUCGUGUCAGUUCUUGUCAUUGUCUAUCUGCAACAGUCCUACUGGUUCACGUCAUUCGUUACACUCCCUGGUGUGAUCAUGUUAAUCAUUACCCAAAGGUUGUGUUGAUGUGGGUUGCUAGGCUGUGUUGCCAUUUGUAGUUUAUGACUCAAUAACAAUAGACCUACUGAUCAACAUAACCAACUUGAAAAUAGCAGAAGUGAAACUGUAUUUUGCUCAAUAAAAAGAAGUGCCAGAUUUCACAGUUGUAACUUCUGUCAGCUGAAGCGUGAGCUAAAUACUGGCUCAAUCACAUGACUGAGAAUAAAACAAUCAGACUCUCAUUGUACUUCUGAAAAGUUUCAUUAAGUUUGAUGUAUAAACCAGUCUGGAGCGAAGAUAGAUUUUGAAUAUAUGUCAUUAGAGAGAAAAGGGCUUGUCCUUGCAGCAUUGUCUAUUGUCAAAUAAAAAAUGAUUUGUCAUA
Oncorhynchus nerka (sockeye salmon) is the source of this 3848-nucleotide messenger RNA. RefSeq names its product myeloid-associated differentiation marker homolog. Lineage: Eukaryota; Metazoa; Chordata; Actinopteri; Salmoniformes; Salmonidae. Gene Ontology annotation, cellular component: membrane. The coding region runs from base 579 to 1433 and encodes 284 amino acids. The transcript has 2 exons. The record is from RefSeq and is a predicted model, not a curated record.